UUCUUUUUCUUUUCCUUUCACUCAUCGAAGGCCGGGGAACGACAAGCUCUUAGCGCAGAAAAUAGAAAGAAGGAAAGGAAAGAGAGAAAAAGAGAGUAAAGAGAGGAAAAAUUAAGGUUUCUUCAGCUUACGUUAAUGGUGGUUAGGGUUUUCUAUUGAUCCCCUUCCCAAAAGGAAUUCUUAUUCUCUCCCGCCUAUUAUUUCAAGUGCCCGCUCUUUUCUCUCUCUUCUCGUUUCCCAAAAGCCCUAAUUCGAGGUCAUCCCUCUAAUCUCUCAAUUUUAACUUCGAAUUUUCAAUCUUGACGACUCCACGGGAUUAUUUGGGAUUCGAAAAGUUUUCGGAACCGGAGACCGAGAAGCUUCGAUGGGCGCUCAAGAGAAAUCUCAAGGCAACUCCAAUUCGCUGCAGAGAGUAAAGGUCUAUCGCUUGAAUGAGGAUGGUAAAUGGGAUGAUCAAGGAACUGGGCAUGUCACUGUUGAUUAUUUGGAGAGAUCAGAAGAGCUGGCUUUGUAUGUUUUUGAUGAAGAGGACAACGAGACAUUGCUUGUGCACCGUAUCUGCCCUGAUGACAUUUACAGAAAACAAGAAGAUACAAUCAUAUCAUGGAGAGACUCCGAGUAUACUACAGAAUUAGCACUUAGUUUUCAAGAGAACACAGGAUGCUCUUACAUAUGGGACCACAUUUGUAAUGUGCAACGAAAUAUACAUUUCAGUUCUCUCAACAGUGAAACAUUUCACUCAAUGAAUAGUGAGUUGAGGGAGUUGCCAGCUGUGGAACUUUCUACUCUCCCAAUAAUCCUCAAGACUGUGACUGAGAGUGGCAUUGCUGAUCAGAUGCGGCUGACAGAACUAAUAUUGAAUGAUCAAGAUUUCUUCCAGAAGCUGAUGGAGCUAUUCAGAAUUUGUGAAGACUUGGAAAAUAUGGAUGGUCUUCACAUGAUAUUUAAAAUAGUCAAGGGGAUAAUUUUGCUCAAUAGUGCUCAAAUUUUCGAGAAAAUAUUUGGGGAGGAAUUGAUCAUGGAUAUUAUUGGUUCUCUUGAGUAUGAUCCUGAUGUUCCUCAGGUGCAACACUAUCGGAAUUUUCUGAAAGAACAUGUUGUUUUUAAGGAGGCCGUUCCAAUUAAAAAUCCGGUGGUCAUCUCAAAAAUACACCAGGCAUACCGUGUUGGUUAUUUGAAGGAUGUUGUUUUGGCGAGGGUAUUGGAUGAGGCAACAGUUGCCAGUCUCAAUUCUAUGAUUCAUUCUAACAAUGCUAUAGUUAUUUCUUUAUUGAAGGACGAUAGCACCUUUAUUCAAGAAUUGUUUACCAGGUUGAGGUCACCCACCACAUCUGCUGAAUCAAAGAAGAAUUUGGUAUAUUUCUUGCGUGAAUUUUGUAGUUUAAGCAAGAGCCUGCAGAUGGUGCAGCAGCUUCAACUAUUUAGGGAUCUUAUAAAUGAAGGUAUUUUUGACAUUAUCAGUGAUGCUCUGCAGAGUCAAGAUAAAAAGCUUGUACUAACUGGGACAGACAUCCUCAUACUAUUCUUGAAUCAGGAUCCAACCCUUCUGCGCUCUCAUGUUGUUCGCCAGGAAGGGAUUCCUCUUUUAGGACUUUUGGUUAAAGGGAUGAUAACAGAUUUUGGGGAGGAUAUGCACUGCCAGUUUCUUGAAAUUCUUCGUAGUUUAUUGGAUUCGUUCUCAUUGACAGGAGCUCAGAGAGAUACCAUUAUUGAUAUUUUUUAUGACAAGCAUUUGGGCCAGCUAAUUGACGUCAUAAUAUUAUCAUGUCCUUCUGAUGAGGUUGGCCAGUCAACAAGUAAUUUGGCAAGCAGUGCUGGAAGAGUUGAAAGUCAAAAUAGCACAAAGCCUGAAAUUCUGUUGAACAUAUGUGAAUUGCUUUGCUUUUGUGUUGUGCAUCAUCCUUAUAGAAUAAAGUGUAAUUUUCUGCUUAACAAUGUUAUAGACAAAAUUUUGUUACUUACACGGAGAAGGGAAAAAUACCUAGUAGUUGCUGCGGUUCGCUUUGUUCGCACUAUUCUCUCUCGUCGUGAUGAACAUCUGGUAAAUCAUUUUGUUAAGAAAAACCUUCUCAAACCAGUUAUAGAUGCUUUUGUUGCUAAUGGGAAUCGUUACAAUGUGCUGAACUCUGCAGUCCUGGAACUUUUUGAAUAUAUCCGCAAGGAAAAUGUGAAGUUAUUGGUUAGAUAUAUAGUUGAUUCAUUUUGGAAUCAGUUGGUUAAGUUCGAGUAUUUGGCUUCUGUUCAGUCCUUGAAAGUCAAAUAUGAACAGUGCUUGGAAAAUUGUGGAACAAAAGCUAAUGUUAAUGUGUUGGACUCAAGAAAACGAAUUGAUGAGCGUGCUCUGGAGAAAGAGGAGGAAGACUAUUUCAAUGAGGACAGUGAAGACGAUACAUCAUCUGAAUCUCGCACUCGGAAAGUACAAUCUCAACCUGUUUCAUCUGAUGGAGUUUCUGCAAGCUACCCAUCAUUAAGCCCAAGAUCUGGCGGACUGGUCGACUAUGAGGACGAUGAGGAUGAUGAAGACUAUAGACCACCUCCCAAGAAGCAUACUGAGACCUCAGAGGACGAUGAAGGAACCUUGGAGACCCUUAGGUUGAAGCGGAAGUUGAUUUCUAGAGAGCAUGAGAAUGAAGUAGCUUAUAAGAAGCAGCGUCUGGGUAAAAGCUCCAAAGCAAGAGAUAGUGUAUUUGCGGCUUUGUGUUCGACCCUAAGCCAGGCAGUGCUGCCAAGUAAGAAAACUACAAACGCUAUGCCUUUAUCUAGUCAAUCAGCUGAAGGGACCAAAGCCUUGGGUGAGGGAAAUCAUACAGAGAUGGAAUCUAGCAGUCCUAGAAGUUCUGGUAAAAGUGGUUCGGAAGAGGAUAGCCAUAGAGAGAAGGAACCUCCUAGAAAUUGUUCAGAUUGCUUGCAUAGCCCCUCAGACAAUAGACAAUUAAGUGGCGAUGACUGUCCCUUGGUACCACCAAAAUCCUCACCUGAAAUGACUGUAAAUGGAUCUUAAGUUAUUUUGGAGAAUCAUCAUGCGCAGUGUCACUUGUUAUCUUGUUUGUUGUAUUCAACUGAAGCAUGUGCUUGGUGACUGAAGGGUCUCAGUACGGGCUACCAAAGAACUGGAUUCAGAGAAAAAUCAAGAAGCUGAUGAGAAGAAAAUUCGGAUUGUUUGUCGGAGGGAGGGGACGGAUGAUCACCAUAUAAAUUGGAAGUGAAGGGCUGGGAAAAUUAUACUGAAUUAUAUAUGCAAAAGCCAAGUCUACCAGGCCUUUCUGAUGCAUUGAGCUGAGCUUUGGACUUUCUGCUUUUAGCCUCACCACCAAACUGUUGCUUCUUUAGAACAUUACCUGUUUUUUGUCAAAAUUUUCACCUUUUCUUUUUCUUUAAGAAAAAAAAAUCAAAUAUUGUUCUAAAUAUUAGCUUUGUGAACCAGCCGACAGAAUGGGCAGUAAAAUUGGGGAUGCGUUAGUGUCCCCUUUGUUCA
Messenger RNA from Gossypium raimondii (Peruvian cotton), 3475 nucleotides. RefSeq lists its product as uncharacterized. Bases 365 to 3001 code for a protein of 878 amino acids. The transcript has 24 exons. Gene Ontology annotation, biological process: protein dephosphorylation. Gene Ontology annotation, cellular component: nucleoplasm; protein phosphatase 4 complex. Gene Ontology annotation, molecular function: protein phosphatase activator activity. The record is from RefSeq and is a predicted model, not a curated record. Lineage: Eukaryota; Viridiplantae; Streptophyta; Magnoliopsida; Malvales; Malvaceae.